AUGGAAAAACAAGAAAAAUUAAACAAAAUAGUAAAUGUAUAAAUAACACAUAAUUGUUCAUUUUCCUUGCAAUAUAGUAUAUAAAAUUUAUAAAUAAAAAAUUUGUACAGGAAAAUAUAUUAAUUAUUUAUAAUUAACUAUAUUAAUAAACAUAUGAAUUACAAUUUGAUGUAAAAAUUCUUUAAAAAAUGUAAUGAAAUGCUAUUGAAAAAAACAACCAUCUUUUCAUUUUAUAAUAAUUACUUAAAAAGUUUUGUAAAAAUAAUAAUAAUAUAAUAAUAAUAAUUGCAAUACAUAAAUCUAAUACAAGCAAGAAAAGAUUUUCUAUAUUUGGAAGCAAUUGUAUUAAUUAAUUUAUGGUAAAAUAUUCCGAGUCUUAUAUUUUAUGUAUUAUGAUUAAUGUUCUAUAAUGUUAAAAAUAAUACCUGAGGUUAGUAAUUUUGCAUAUAAAAUUUUGUUACUGCAUUACUAAAGUUCAGCUAUUGCAUUUGGAAAUAUUUUUUGUUUCAUAUAACUAUAAAUUAUUAAUAAAAAUUAUUUCCAUUUCUUUGCAUAUGUUCUUACAGUUUUUAGAGAAAUAAAAUCAUAUAUACUGUUCUUACUGUCUUUGUUUAUCAAAAUGAAUUAACAUUAAAAAUACUAAAUAUUAUUUAUCAUUUUCUUCAGACGUCCGAUGAUAUUUACAUACAAUAAAUUGGUAUGUCUAAUCAGCUUUACGUGGCUUACGUUUACGAACAUUUGGACUGCUUGGUUCAGUUUUUGAAUCUUUAUCUGCAUCCUUUUCUUUUUCUUCUACUUCUGAUCCCUCUUGUUCAGAUUCCUCAUCUACUAAAUCAUCCUUAACAUGUUCAACAAUUUCUUCAUCCUGUAUACUUUUUUCUUGCAUAAAUCCACCUGAUCCAUCCUUCUGCUUUUUUUUGUCUUGAAGCAUCACAGGUUUUGGUGGAUAUAUAAAAUCGAUCAAGCAAACAAUAAACUACAAAGUAUAAAUAGCAAUUAAUUUUUAUUUAAACAAUUGAAUUUUAUAUUAUUUGUGUUAGUUUAAGCUUACCAAUCCUAAUAUUCCACCUAAAACAAUAGUAGCAAUAGCAAAUAUCAAGUAACUUCCCCAAGUAGGUAAUCCAAAAUCUUCCAUGAGCCUAUUGUGUAUUCCCUAUAAGAAUAAUUAAAUUGUUUUAUAAUGCAUUUAAAAUUUAAAAAUUAAGCCUAUCAACUUUCAAUUAAAAUCUUUACCCGUAAUACUUGUGACAUUUGAAAGAAUUGACCAAUCACAGACAUUUGAAUAGAUGUUGGACUCUUCCAACCAGGAAUUGGUUCAAUCUUUUCCCAAGUUUUCUCAGACACAAAUUCAAUUAAUGAGUCUUUAUCUCUAGGACUCUUAUAUUGCCUAAAUAUACCAUCUUUAACACUAAAGGAAACAUCAAAAAGUAUUUAAAAUUUUAAAUCAUAUUCUUUUUACAAAAUAGAAAAGCUUACUGAUAUAUUGUAGGCAAAGCUGUAACCAUAAAUCUUCCACUAAGUCCUGGAGAAUCAGUCACAUCAACUUUUCCUACAUUGAUAUUUAAAUUCUCCUUUUGUGCAGCAAGAUGUUCCCAAAUUGGUUCCAGUGCUUUACAAGCAGGACACCAUGGGGCAUAGCUAAAUCGUAAAAUAUUUAAAUUAUAAUGACAUCUAUUAUUUUAAAAUACAAAUAAUUCUUAACAAAAUAUUUCUUAUAGUUUUUUUUUAUAUUUUCAAAUUGCUUCCAAUAAAAUUUUUCUUUCAUCUUUUACAAUUGGAUAUAUAAAAUAUAAAUAUAAAUAUAAAUAUAAAUAUAAAUAUUAUUAUUAAAAUGCACAAAUUUUUUAAUAUGAUUUUUAAUACGCCAUCAAAUUUAACGACACUGAUUGUGAGCCAAUUCAACUUACAAUUCCACCAUCCAUUCUCCGAUCAGCAUACGAUCCCAGUUUUCUUCCGUAAGUUGUUCCGCGAAAGUACUUUUUGAUGAUGUCUGAGCGCUUGCAUUUACAAGAUUCAAAAAUAAACAACAAUAUGUGAUAUAAAAUGAAAAAUUGAAUUUAGUGUUCGACAUUUUAUGCUAACUAAUAUCCACCGGUAUCGUAGACACACGCUGCCGGUUACUGAAAGAAGCACAAAUCCAAUCCACUAUAGUUGGCAAUUGGCAACCGAGUUCCUUUCAUGAUAUAGUAACACACUAUACAUAUUGAAAGCCCUAGAAACAAAUAAUAAUUAUAAUUCACUUUUAAAAUUUAUUUAGUACAUAUUAAUAUAAUAUAGUAUAAUAUAAUAGUUAAUAUAAUAGGAAAAAACAGUUGUUUCUUUGAUCCAUUUAAAUUUAGAUUUAAAAAUAUAUAUGUUAAAAAUUACUUUUUUUUUUUAAAUAAAAUACUACUUUUAACCAUACAGAUAUACAAUUAAAUUUUACUUAAUCAAUUACACAUUUUGAAAUAAACUUUGUAAUUUAUAAAAAAUCAAAUUUGUCUUAAUAUAAAAUAUUCUAGUAACAUUAUUUAAUUGUUGAAUUAUAUUUCACAUGUAAUUUAUGUAUAUUUGUAUAAAUUAUAAUAUUCCAUAAAUUAAUUAUGUCUCCUCGUCAUGAAGAAUAUUUCAAAUUUUUUAUCAAUUAUGAAAAUUAUAUAUUUUAAAGUUAAUAUUCGUAUGAAUAACCCUUUAUAUUUAUCGUAUUGUCAUGCGACAUCAAUGUUAGCAAGCAAAUUGUGUUUGUUCUUAUUUGAAACAAAAAUUCGAAACACUUCCAAAAAUACGUAAAUAAAAAAUGAGUUUCAAUUUUCGUAGUUUUUAUUUAUUAUAUAAUUUUAAUUUCUUAUUAUUAAAUAACAAUUAUUACGUUAUUACGUUAAUAUGAAGACAUAUUUGAAUGUUUUUCAUUUCUUUAUAUUUCUGCUUUGUUUUUUUAUUAAGUUCAUAAAUACAUGUAAUAAUAAUAUAAUAUACAUAAGUGUAUAAUAAUGAUUUAAUAUUCAAAAUAAGUUGUAUAUCAUUAAUAUCUUUUUUCAUUUUAUUAAUUGCUUAGAAAUUAAUUUAAUUAUUUAGAAAAAAUAAGGUUUUACUAUGCAGUUUAUGAACAAUUUUUUUAAGAAUAUAAAAAUUUUCUAGGUAAACAAUAUGUCUGUUGUUUAUCCAAUUUUACCUAAAUUGGCUGAGCAAGAUGGUUUUGAUGAUGAAGAUUUAACAGAUAUUGACGAUGAGGUAUUCAUCAAAGAUGGAAAGAAUGGUCUAAAAUUACAUGAUGAUAGAGGAGUAAAAAGGCCUUUAAUGGCACCUCGUAGAAAAUAUAAAAAAUCAUAUAAUUUUGAGACAUAUGGACUUUCAAAUAAGGCUGGCUUUGGUCUUAUGAUAUUAAUAAUAUUAAGUUUAAUUAUAUUGUGCAUAUAUAUUGUAAAUAUAAUUCCUGGACCAAUAUCAGUUUUGAAAACUUGGUUAUCAAAUGAUCUUAAAAACUCAUUGCAUGAAUCUAAUAUAAUACCAUGCACAUCUCUUAUGCCAAAGAUUUUAUGGACUAGAUCAUUACCGAAGUUAACAUCUGAAUCACCAAUAAGAAGCAAUGAUGUUAAUGGUGAUGGAAUUGAAGAUAUUAUUAUUGGAUUUAAUACAGGAUUGGAUAUGAUAAACAUUCCAGAAUAUAUUUGUGCAUUGUACUUUGACGGACAAGUUCCAUGUUUCGGUGGAAUUCUGGCUUUAAAUGGAAAAACAGGAGAUACUCUUUGGGUUCAUUGGACAGCUCAUGCUGUUUUCUCAGUUGAUUGUGGUAUAGAUUUAACAAAUGAUAAAAUUAAAGAUUGUAUUAUAUGUGGUCGAGGUGGAAUACUUCAUGCAAUUGAUGGUUAUAAUGGUACUAGUAUAUGGGAAAUACCAGUUCAAGAUUUAUCAAUUUCUGAAGAAUGGAAAAUCUCAGAUAUCUAUGAUGCUAAAUUUAUUGCUGAUAUUGAUGGAGAUGAUAUUGGAGAUAUUAUUGCAUCACAUACCAUACAAUCAAGAGAAAUUCAUUCAAGUGAAAUUCUUAUGAUAUCAGGAAUUAAUGGAAAUAUUAUACAUAGAUCAGUUUUACCAAAUACAGAACAACUUUUUUUAGCACCUCAGAAAUUAGUUCAUCCAGAUGGAGAAAAUAUUUUUGUUCUUGUAACUAGUAGUCAGAAACAAUCAGGUGGAUUAUAUGUAAUUCCUCAAGAGAAUCUAAUGUAUAAUGACUUGAAAUUACGUAAACUUCACCAUAACACAGGAAAAGGAACUUUAUUACCUCCAAUUUUAGUCGAUGUAACUUUAGAUGGAAUUGAAGAUAUUGUUGCUGCUAUGUUUAAUUCUACAAUAAUAGUUUAUAAUGGAUUAACUUUUGAACCUAUUUGGAAUUAUACAGUACCUAAUUCUGAAAUAAUAAGUAUACCUAUUCCUGGUUACUAUAAUGAUGAUGACAUUCCAGAUUUUAUGGUAAAACAUCAAAUAGGUUUGGGUUUUCCAACAUAUUACUAUACAGUGACAACAAUUAUAAAUGGAAAAACUGGUAAACCUUUGCUAGAAAAACCAAUAGAAGAUAGUUUAAGUAGAGAAAUGUCUGGUCUAUCUGUUACUGUUGAAGGUUUUGGAAAUGAUUGGUUUUUACAUUGGUCAGUUGAUUGUCUAAAUUAUGAGGGAAUUAAAGAAAAAUAUCAGUUCUUAAAAAGUGAAGAUUUUAUAUCCGAAUCACGCGCUGAUAUUUGUAAACUACGAUUUAACUCUAGUUUAAUUACAAAUUUACAUGCUUUAAGCCAACAUGUUGGACCACCUGGAAUAUCACUAUAUUUUUCUGAAGAUUGGAAGUCAUUAGAAUACAAUAAUUCUAUGAAUGUUAGAAUAGAACUAUUUGAAAAUACACCUUUCAUGACUGAGCACUCAUCAAAGAAUCAUAAGGAUAAAAAUAAAAAAAACAGUUUUAAACAAGAAUUGAAAGAUUCAUAUGAAACUUAUGAACAAUACAACAAUGAACAUAAAAAUAAUGUUUUGAAAAAUGGAAAUAAAUGGCCCCAAAAAAAUAUACAAACAAGCAAAUACUUUGAUAUCUUAUAUGAUGAAAAUAAUAAAAUUAAUAUACAAGAACAACCAAUAGAUUACCAACAAGAGAAUGAAGUACGAGAACAAAGAAGUAACUUUAAUCUUGAAUUUACUAAUCAAUUUGAUAACAGAAUAAAUAAUUCUGUAAAAAACACAUAUAAUAAUGAAACAAAUAUUACUAAUAACAAGAUAAAUACAUUUGAAACUUUUGAUGAUUAUAUAGCAAACUCGGACACUAAAAAUAAUGAUGUAGAAACUUUCACUAAAAAGCUUUCUAAUAAUGCAUCAAAUCAAGGAAGAAAUGUUAUAGUAAAAAAAAUUCUGAAACAAAAAUUCUUAAAAAAUCAAAAUGAAAAAGGAGAUACUGACAUAAAACUAAAAUUAAAAUUAAAAGAUAAAUUUGAAACAAAAUUAAAAAAGCAAAAAAAGAAGCGAGAAAUAAAACCUAAAAGUAAUCAAAUAUAUUCAGUACAUGGUAUACAAAGGCAACCACCAACUGGAAUAUUAUUACCAUCUAUUUUAGAAACGAAAGGAAUAACUUCUAUUGAUUUAGUAUUUUCUACAUUUUGGUUACCAUCCUCUAAGGCAUCUGUGAUAUUAGUUCAAGAAGAUUUAAAUUGUAUUCAUUGGAAAAUGUUGCUUUCUGAAAAAAAGUUCCAGUAUAAAGACAGUGAUGAUAUUAUUAAAGAAUGUUUAGAUGAACGAGGUAUUAAUUAUAAAAUACAUCAGGAAACGAGUAACGGAGAUGAUUUAAAAAUUUCCCUUGGACAAAUGACAAUAUAUAGAAUGAAAUUAGAAUGUAUGUGUCCUGAAGAUAUGUUGCCUAAUCAAAGUUGUAGAAAUAUAUCUAUGCAUCAGAGUUGGCCUGAAUAUUUAGGUUCAGGUGGAAAUGGAUAUUUUAAACCAUUUUAUAAAACAAAUUUUUGAAUAAGAUAAUUAUGUUCGUAUAUAUUUUUCAUAAAUAAUAUUUAUUUUCUAAUACGUAAAAAAUAUAUAUUUCUUUUUAAAUAAAUAUAUAAAAUUUAUUAGAAAUAAACAAUAACAAUAACAUCAUAAUAAAAUUCAAUAUACGGACUACAAAUAUGUUAUUAUUAUUUUAAUAUGUACUUGUUGUACAAUAAAAA
Molecule: messenger RNA, 6170 nt
Organism: Heterotrigona itama
Lineage: Eukaryota; Metazoa; Arthropoda; Insecta; Hymenoptera; Apidae
Source: the annotation of a GenBank genome assembly